Molecule: messenger RNA, 4621 nt
Organism: Trichosurus vulpecula (common brushtail)
Lineage: Eukaryota; Metazoa; Chordata; Mammalia; Diprotodontia; Phalangeridae
Gene: GLUL
Product: glutamate-ammonia ligase
Exons: 7
Coding region: 23-1318 (431 amino acids)
Cellular component (GO): cytoplasm
Molecular function (GO): glutamine synthetase activity
Source: RefSeq, a predicted model, not a curated record
CUGGCGAUCCGGCGAGCUGAGAAUGGGAGCUGGUGAUUGCUCUACAGCCACAGCCUCCACCAGAGCUACCUCUACGGCCACCAGCGAGAACGUCCAACCGGCCGCGCCGACCUGCGAGCCUGCGGAACGAUCGUCCUGCCUCCUCGACUUUGACAGCUUGUUUCUGGACUUUCCCAGACCCAGGACAGCUUCCAGCAUGGCCACCUCGGCCAGUUCUCACUUGAACAAAAAUAUCAAGCAGAUGUACCUGAACCUGCCUCAAGGGAACAAAGUCCUGGCCAUGUACAUUUGGAUCGAUGGAACUGGCGAGGGACUUCGCUGUAAAACUAGGACCCUAGAGAGUGAACCGAAGAGCAUCGAUGAACUACCUGAAUGGAAUUUUGAUGGCUCUAGCACUUUUCAGUCCGAAGGCUCUAACAGUGACAUGUACCUUGUUCCUGCUGCUCUGUUCCGAGACCCCUUCCGAAAGGACCCCAACAAACUGGUUUUCUGUGAAGUUUUCAAGUAUAACCGCAAGCCUGCAGAGACCAAUUUGAGGCAUACCUGUAAACGGAUAAUGGAUAUGGUAGCCAACCAGAAACCCUGGUUUGGUAUGGAGCAAGAGUAUACUCUCAUGGGAACAGAUGGACACCCUUUUGGUUGGCCUUCCAAUGGGUUCCCUGGGCCCCAGGGUCCAUAUUACUGCGGCGUGGGAGCUGAUAAAGCCUAUGGAAGAGAUAUAGCAGAAGCUCAUUACCGUGCUUGUCUAUAUGCCGGAGUCAAAAUUGCAGGGACAAAUGCUGAAGUAAUGCCAGCUCAGUGGGAGUUCCAGAUAGGACCCUGUGAAGGGAUUGAAAUGGGAGAUCACCUCUGGAUUGCCCGCUUCAUCCUCCAUCGAGUGUGUGAAGAUUUUGGAAUGAUUGUAACGUUUGACCCCAAACCAAUCCCUGGGAACUGGAAUGGAGCUGGUUGCCACACUAACUUCAGUACCAAGGCCAUGAGAGAAGAGAAUGGUCUAAAGUUUAUUGAAGAAGCCAUCGAGAGACUAAGUAAGAGACACAAGUAUCACAUCCGAGCUUAUGACCCCAAGGGGGGUCUGGACAAUGCCCGUCGCCUGACAGGUUUCCAUGAGACAUCCAAUAUCAACGAGUUCUCUGCUGGUGUGGCCAACCGCGGCGCCAGCAUCCGGAUUCCCCGGAUGGUUGGGCAGGACAAGAAGGGCUACUUUGAAGAUCGCCGCCCCUCUGCCAACUGUGACCCUUACGCAGUGACAGAGGCGCUUAUCCGUACCUGUCUCCUCAAUGAGACAGGAGAAGAACCCUUUCAGUAUAAAAACUAAGUGGACUAGACCUACAGAUAGCUUCUGUAUCCCCCUCCCCAUAACCUUUUUCUCAUGCCCUCAUCCACCUCACUUCUCCCUUCUUCCAAUUUUCCCUACUAGAUGUAACUCAGGGCACAAAAUACCAUGUUUUUUGUGCCCACAGAUAACUCCUUGCUUUUUUUUUUUGUGGGGGAACAGGAGUAGGGUUGGGAUGUUUUUAAUGUUUUUUUUUUUUCUCCCAUCAUUGACUUUUGAAGACUGAGAAAUAGUAUGUUAGUGGGGGAAAAGGGGGCUGGGGAACAUAACCACUGCUUCCAUCUAAUCAAGUUUGUACAUCAACAGAGACUUGUGGCUUCCAGGAAAAAAAAAUAAAAGUAUUUGAGAUGGCAGGUUUGGGGAGAGUGGAAGGUGGGUAGAAGGAGGAAUUUACUGAAUUUUUUGGAAGGGAGGGAGAAGAGCAUUAAAUUCAUAUGAGACUCUAUAUUUUUCUUAAAAGAUAAGAAUUAGUAAGGGGUGGUUAUAUCCUGCUUACAGGAAAACAAACACUUGGUUUUCUAGUUGUAUGGGGCCUAGUGGGGAAACCCUUGGCCAGAAGAUGAACCAAUGGGGACUGUUCAGCAUUAGAAAAGAGAAAAGGAACCUCCUUGCCCACUCAUCCUCCCUUUACCCAAAGCAGAGUAGUAUUUUUAUAUUUAAAUUUGAAAACAAAAAAACAAAGUGUGUGUUCAUGGGGUGGGGGUGGAGAUGUAAAGCAGGUGGGAAGGUCUGGUCAGAAGCAGGGAGUUCCUGCUGAGAAGCAAGGACUACUAGAAGGGAAUUGAGAAAAAAAAAAAGCCCAGCUUUUGUGGCUGGACACCUUUUCAGCUUACCCUCUUGCCCUUCUGAGCAGAGGUGUGUCACAGCUAAAGGCAGCAGGAAGCACUGGGUGGCUGUGAUUUUAACAAGCACACAUUGAAUGAAGGGCACAUAUGAGGGGGGGAUGGGGUUGGGGGGGGUUCUUAAACAGUGUGAGUUGGCUGGUCAACUUAACCAUGUUACUGAAGAGGUGGGAGGGGUUGUGGGUGUUUAUUUUCUGGUGGGACUAGGGUGUCACUAAAGCAGGCCUUUUGAUAUGUUAAAAAAAAAAACCCUUUAUAAAGGCAAAACAAUUUUAGAUUCUAAUGUUUAUAGGGUUUCUAAGUUGUACAGUUUUUCAGAGUUGCAUGCGUUUAUGCCCUAGUAUGCUCAAACCCUUUCCUAGGUGUCAUUUAGUGAUUAGGUUCGGGUUGACAGAGCUGGGGUUCAGACAUUUGUGUUUUCGUACCCUGGUAUCUUUUCCGAGUGCCAGGUCUUCCUUCGCCUUUUUGUCAAGAUUUCUGAUAAGCUUUUUUUCCUUUUAUAAUAAAACAGAACAGAACAAAAAUACCUUUUAUCUCUAGCUCUCCCCCUGGUUUGUUGUGCCAUUACUGGCUUGGUUAGUUGGACACCAUUAGACACAGUUGUGUGGAUUUCCUGGCUUUGACCUCCGGCUAGUUUUUUACCCUCCUUUUAGCCUCUCAUGGCCACAUACAGCAUAUUCAGCCCUUAAACAAGCUACUUAAUUGCUAGGAUAGCUCCUAUAAAUCAACCCAGAGUUUAGAUUCAUUUCCAUUGAUGUUUUCACCAAGUUUUGUAUAGCCUGAUACGUGAAUCUUUAUUCUGUUUGCCUUUUAUUAAAAAGAAGAAAUUACAAAUUACAAAUGCCAAGUACCUCGCUGCUGUUUGGGAGCUUACGGUUUUUGAGAACUAGAAAACCAGUAUCUGAACAGACUACUUAGGGGUGCUGCUGUCAUUUCAGAGAAGAAAAAGGUCCCAAUACCUCUGUUUAAAUAGCAAAUUACAUGAAAUGUUCUUGUCUUUGUAGUAGAUACUUGUGCACAUAACCUCUUACCCUAAUAGGUGGAGAGUUUGUGUUUACUUUUCCCUUUGUUUCUCAAAAAUCUCCAGGCCUUGUCUGGGUAUUCUGACCAUUGGCAAAACUUUCUCUAUGCUAUGAGAAACUACUCUCACUGGAAUUUGUAGUAGAGUUCAAUUCAAAUUUACUUGGCUUGUCUUGAAAUACAAAGUAGUUCUUUCCCUUGAUUAAGUACUGGGGGUGGGAGGGUAGGAGAGGAAUUGGAGGCAAGACUUGGUUUUCCAAUAAUUGAAUAUAUCUGCCUGACCUUAAAGUUAUUUACCAUUCCUGAUUCUAAUUUUGGUGGAAUUUUGAGGGAUUGGACUAGAUUACCUUUAAAUUGUGCCUCUAAAUCUGAUCCUUCCAGUAACCCUAAAUAACAUAACCUAGUCCCAGUAUUUUCACUGUUGUUAGUGCUUUCAAGAAAGGUUACCAGUUGGAUUAUAUAUGGCCAGUAGUUAAAGAUGUAACAGAAAAGAGAUUAGCAAAGGCGGUGCUAAAUGAAUCUCACAGGAUGUGAUGACAUCCAGAGAGUGGGUGACUUCCCAAGCGCUCUCUAAUGUCACUACCAGAAGAUGUAGAGUCUAGGUGGUUAAUAAGGUUUAUUGUCUAAAACCAAAUCAUGUCUGUUCAACCAAUCACCUAAUCAUCCUGUCUCUUGUCUCCCAUGCUCCUCGUGGAUUUUUAAUACUUUAAAGUGGACCUUGCGAUUCUAGGCCAUUUCACUGGUUCUAAUUUGCCUUGUGGAAAGGGUACUACUGCCUUCUGAAUGAGAUUAGGAAGGAAUUACCAUAUUCCCAUCUCCACUUUUACCUGGCAUUUGCUUUAAGCCACUGCCCCAAAUGUCUUUGUGUUUCUAAGGUGUGUCUUGUGCGUCGUGCCUCAUUUAACAGACUUGAAUUAAAUGAUAACUUAUGACUAAUAGGCAGCCACGCCUUCAGUCUUGGAAAUAGAUCUGGCAGGAUCUUCUAGGACAAUAGUAGCUUAAGGAACUUGACCCACUCCAGGUAUCAGUAACAGGUUCCAUUGAAUUCUCUUGGGAAAAGGAUGAAAAAAUCAGGCCUAGCCACAAGCCCAGAAGACGAAAUUGUUCUGGUAGAGCAGUAGGUGCUGAGGGUAACGUCUUUAAGUGACCUGUCCCAGUUCCUAAACCAUGGAAGUUUUGGAUGAAUCCUUCCCUUUUUGUCACUAGACAGUUGGGCCAAUAAAGUCCAAAGUCUAAAAAGAAAUUUAGGAAUCCGGAGAGCUUAUACCACUCUCUUGUGCUCAGCAAGACUUUUAUUGAUUUGGUUUGUUGGCGUUAACACUUGACUAUCUUAAGUUGUAUCCCAAGAUUGCCACUCUCCAGUUGGGUUUUGUCAAACCAAUUUGUUCCUAACUUGACUGUUUAGUAAAACAAGCAAACAAAC